This is a messenger RNA of Saccostrea cuccullata (small rock oyster), 1020 nucleotides long. RefSeq lists its product as uncharacterized. The record is from RefSeq and is a predicted model, not a curated record. The transcript has a single exon. Gene Ontology annotation, molecular function: nucleic acid binding. NCBI's taxonomy places the organism in Eukaryota, Metazoa, Mollusca, Bivalvia, Ostreida, Ostreidae. The coding region runs from base 1 to 1020 and encodes 339 amino acids.
AUGGGAGCAAGUAGUUCGUGCCAGAUUUUUGAACAGUUAAGUGUAGCCUUGCAGUGGAUUAUGCAGUCAAGGUACAUGGCAGGGGGUAUGUCCCACAUUCUAGAUGAUUUUUUCUUUAUUGGCCCAGCUGAUUCUCCUAGCUGCGAAAAAGAUCUAACAAACUUCCUCUACUUAUGUAGGAAAAUUGGGGUUCCUAUCAAAAUGUCAAAAACACAAACUCCGACCACAAUUAUUACAAUCUAUGGCAUUGAGAUAGAUUCUACUAGAAUGGAAGCGCGUCUUCCCUUUGACAAAAUUCGGAAAGUAAAGCAAAAGCUUUUAGAUAUGCUGGAAAAAACCCAAACAAAUCUACGCGAUCUUCAAGCCCUAAUCGGGUUACUGAACUUUGCAUGUUCUGUUAUUGUUCCUGGGCGUGCUUUCUUGAGACGUUUGAUCGAUUUGACCUGCGGUGUAAAACAUCCUAAUGACUUGAUUGAACUCCCUCAUGAAACAAAAGCUGACAUAGAAACAUGGCUAACAUUUCUAGACACGUUUAAUGGAAAAUCUGUUUUCUUGUCAGAAAAAUGGUUUUCCUCAGACCACCUCACAUUAUACACAGACGCUUCUGGGUCCAUGGGGUUUGCAGCCAUUUUAGACUCCCAGUGGUUUGUUUCUCAUUGGCAAGAUAAUAUGGGGGAAUAUCAAAUUGCAAUUAAAGAACUUUUCCCAAUAGUUUUGGCCAUUGAAAUUUGGGGCAAAGAGAUGGAAAAUAAAAGGGUACUCUUUAUGUCAGAUAACAUGGCGGUGGUACAAGUUAUAAAUAAGCAAACUGCCAAAGAAAAAAUCCUCAUGAAAUUGAUACGUCGCCUUGUGUUGGCAACCUUAAAAUGGAACAUACACUUUAGGGCAAAACAUAUACCAGGAAAACACAAUGUUGCAGCUGACCGCUUAUCUCGAUUCCAAUUUCAGGCAGCCUUCCAGUUCAUGCCUCGGUUAAAUCGACAGCCAACACACAUUCCACAGGCCUCUUUGAAAAUCUGA